This is a messenger RNA of Empidonax traillii (willow flycatcher), 1103 nucleotides long. RefSeq names its product aquaporin 3 (Gill blood group) (gene AQP3). The transcript is spliced from 6 exons. Bases 89 to 967 code for a protein of 292 amino acids. Gene Ontology annotation, biological process: glycerol transmembrane transport; water transport. Gene Ontology annotation, cellular component: basolateral plasma membrane; plasma membrane. NCBI's taxonomy places the organism in Eukaryota, Metazoa, Chordata, Aves, Passeriformes, Tyrannidae. The record is from RefSeq and is a predicted model, not a curated record. Gene Ontology annotation, molecular function: water channel activity; urea transmembrane transporter activity; glycerol channel activity.
AGGCAGCUCUGCCGGGGAAGAAACUUUGUUGAGGCUUUGUCAGCAGCUGGUUUCUCCCUGACACCACUUGACCAGCACCUCCACUGCAAUGGGGCGGCAAAAGGACGUUCUUGCUACCAUUGAGGAGCACCUGAGAAUCAGAAACAAAUUAGUGCGGCAAGCACUGGCUGAGUGCCUGGGGACGCUGAUCCUGGUGCUCUUCGGCUGUGGCUCCGUUGCGCAGAUCGUGCUCAGCAGAGGGACUCAUGGAAGUUUCCUGACUGUCAACCUGGCCUUCGGCUUUGCUGUGACACUUGGCAUUCUGAUUGCAGGACAGGUAUCAGGUGGACACCUGAACCCAGCUGUCACUUUUGCCAUGUGCUUCUUGGCCCGGGAGCCCUGGAUCAAGCUGCCAAUUUAUGCCCUUGCACAAACCCUAGGGGCUUUCCUUGGAGCUGGCAUAGUCUUUGGGCUGUACUACGAUGCCAUCUGGGCUUUUGGCAGUAACCAGCUGUACGUAACAGGACAGAAUGGCACUGCUGGUAUCUUCGCCACCUACCCAUCUGAGCAUCUGAAUGUUGUGAAUGGAUUCUUUGACCAGUUCAUUGGCACCGCCUCCCUCAUUGUCUGUGUCUUGGCUAUUGUUGAUCCCUACAACAACCCCGUCCCCACAGGGCUGGAGGCUUUCACAGUUGGCUUUGUUGUCCUCGUUAUUGGAACCUCCAUGGGCUUCAACUCUGGCUAUGCUGUCAACCCUGCCAGGGACUUUGGGCCUCGUCUCUUCACAGCCAUCGCUGGCUGGGGCGCGGAAGUGUUCUGGACUGGCAAGCAGUGGUGGUGGGUUCCAAUUGUUGCUCCUUUCCUUGGGGCAAUUGCAGGAGUGAUAGUCUACCAGCUGAUGAUUGGAUGCCACGAUGAGCCUUCACCACCUGCCUCUGAGCAGGAAACAGUCAAGCUGGCUAACGUGAAGCACAAGGAGAGGGUCUGAGGAAGCUGCCACUCUGAUCUGGCAGGUAUUCAUUACUCAGGACUGCAGUUGGCAAAGAGGAGGAGGAGUUAAGAAGAGCUUCAAGAACAACAGGAAGAGUUUUUUACCUGUCUUGAGAUAUUCUAGUUGUUGGUUU